Messenger RNA from Rhizophagus irregularis DAOM 181602=DAOM 197198, 285 nucleotides. RefSeq lists its product as uncharacterized. The record is from RefSeq and is a predicted model, not a curated record. Lineage: Eukaryota; Fungi; Glomeromycota; Glomeromycetes; Glomerales; Glomeraceae. Gene Ontology annotation, cellular component: mitochondrion. Gene Ontology annotation, molecular function: structural constituent of ribosome.
AUGUCAAAAAAUAUAGUUAAAAAAAUACCCAUUUCCAAUUUAUCUCGAAAAAUAAUAGAUUUACGUACGGGUUUGGGUGCAGUCAAAUUAAAACCCGUAGUAAAAAAAAUAUCGUUGGUGUACAGUGUGAAAAAUGAUAAUGCUGGAGCAAGAUAUUUUAAGAAAGAAAAUUUGCCUCGAAUAAUUUAUAAUAACCCUGGAUUGCCAAUUGAAGUUUCCGUUUUGAAAGAAAAGGGGGUUAAACCAACUUUAACCAUAGAAUUCGGUAUAGUCAUUGACAUUUAA